This is a messenger RNA of Platichthys flesus (European flounder), 4128 nucleotides long. RefSeq names its product voltage-dependent calcium channel gamma-1 subunit-like. The coding region runs from base 372 to 1061 and encodes 229 amino acids. Gene Ontology annotation, cellular component: L-type voltage-gated calcium channel complex; membrane. Gene Ontology annotation, biological process: regulation of calcium ion transmembrane transport via high voltage-gated calcium channel; calcium ion transmembrane transport. Lineage: Eukaryota; Metazoa; Chordata; Actinopteri; Pleuronectiformes; Pleuronectidae. The transcript has 4 exons. Gene Ontology annotation, molecular function: calcium channel regulator activity; voltage-gated calcium channel activity. The record is from RefSeq and is a predicted model, not a curated record.
GAGGCAGACAGUUGAUUUGGUCAUCAACUUUCCUGAUCUGCCUCAACAGCUGUAAGGCUAAACUUGUAGUCCCUCGGUUGUGCAUGCAGCCGCUCAUGGUGAGAAGGGAAGAGUGGACUUGAAACUAGGACAGGAGCAGUCUGGCCUCUUUCCCUUCGAACCAGUGGCAGAGAUUUGCAACAGGAGGAGAGAACACACUAGUCUGAGGCAGAGAGAAGACUUUCUUGGGAAGCUUGCUGCGGUCACUGACAAGAGAAGCCCCUGGGACUCAGACCAGUGUCCACAUUUCAAUUUGAUAAGUUUUACCCUUUUUUUUUUUCAUAUAUCGAGGGACGAAUAUUCACUCAACAGAGAUCUCACCACCUGGAAACAUGCACAAGCGCACAAAGAUCAAGAUUGCCAUCUUCGUGCUCCUGGUGGGUAUGGCCUGCACGUUCACAGCGGUGGUGACGGACCACUGGGCCGUGCUCAGCCCGCGGGUGGAGAGAGUCAAUGAGACCUGUGAGGCGGCCCACUUUGGCCUGUGGAGACUGUGCAAGAAGCAGAUUUACAUGAGCUCCGAAAACAACUUGGAACAAGGCUGCGGACCCAUCAGCCUGCCUGGAGAGGAAAACUGCACUUACUUCGGACACUUCACUCCGGGAAAGGACUCAGAGAUAUUUGAGUACAAAACCCAAAAAGAGUACAACAUCUCGGCUGCAGCCAUCUCCAUCUUCAGUCUGGCCUUCAUGAUCCUGGGCUCUCUGUGUUUACUCGGGUCAUGCACUGGUAAAGGCAAAGGCAGAGACUACCUCCUCAAACCUGCCGGCAUGUUCUUUGCGUUCGCAGGCCUCUGCCUCUUCAUCUCCCUGGAGGUGAUGCGUCAGUCAGUGAAGCGAAUGAUCGAGAGCGAGGACACGAUCUGGAUCGAGUACUACUACGCCUGGUCCUUCGCGUGCGCCUGCGCCGGCUUCGUCCUCCUCUUCCUCACCGGCUUCGCCCUCCUCAUCCUCUCCAUGCCCCAGAUGCCCAGGAACCCGUGGGAGACUUGCAUGGACGCUGAGCAGGACCAGGUGGAGUGACGGCCGCACGGACGGACAAGCGGGACGAUCUUUCUUUUGGUUUUGAGUACAGAUGUUGGAUUCAUUUCGAGAACAGGAGCUGGCGGCUGCAUGAAGCCGUGAUGACAGAGACUCGACAACAAUCAUCGUGGGAAGCUGACCUCCCAAUAAUUAUAACAUAUAAACAUAUAAUACAUGUACAUAUAAUAAUAAUAAUAAUGGAGUUUUUAAUGCUUGCUCUAAAGCAGGUAUGUGUCCAAUACACAGGUCCUGUCCAACACCAUCAAAGCUCUCAUAUCCUGUUGGAGACCAGAGCUCAGAUUAGACCUGUGGUUUCUCAUACUUCAUCAGAUCUGGGCCAAAUAGUAUAAACAAAUAUCUGAAAACGUUUUAAGUAUGCUUCCCUAUCCACUCAUAUCAUCUGCAUAUGUUUUAAAACAUGUUUAUUUAUUUUUUAAAGGACUAAUCAAUUACAACUCAAUGCCAUCAGUCCAAGGUCCUGUUUGGUCCCAUUGUCACUGUCACGCUCACAACAAUGAUACUUGAGUUUGCAUGUAUUUAGGGUUGCAAAAUUCCGGGAAAUUUCAAAGUUGGAAACUUUCCAUGGGAAUAUACGGGAAUUAACGGGAAUUAACUGGAAAUUGUGUGGAUAUUAUACUAACUGUAUCUACCUUGUCAUAUUCAGACAUAAAUAUAAACAUUUUGUUUUGUCAUAGGCUGAUUUGAGCCCUGAGGAAACUUUGGGCACUUGACUAUAUGCUUCUGGAUCUUUGUGUCAUUCUUAACAUAGGUCUUUGCACAGUAUUUGCAAAUGUACACAGCCUUUCCUUCUACAUUGGCUGGGCUGAAAUGUCUCCAUACGUGAGAUAGUGCACGUGGCAUUGUUCUGUAGAAUAAGAUGAGAAAAAAGCUUGUAAAAAAACACUAAAGCGAUGCCGGAGAUAUAAAUAGUUGGCCAAACAAUUGGAAUCCUCUUUAAAAAUAUUUUACAAUUGAUAGAUAAAUGAAUAGAAAUAGGCUAGAUGAACACAUAAAAAAUCCUCAAUCAGCAUGUUAAUAUAUUUUCCCCAGUCAUAUCAUCGAAACUUACCUGAAUAGUCCUGCACACUACAGCAGGCCUCAAUAGCCCUGCUGUAGUGUGCAGGAUGCUGGCAAUUUUCUGUGCAUGUGAUGGAGAAAUGCACAGUGGAUGGUUGAAAUUCAACGUGCAGCGUGUGCUGCAUUCCAUACAUCUUUAAAAUAGAGUUUUGAAUGAUGUUUUUAUUGCUCAGCGUUUAAUUUAUGUAUAUAUAUUUUUUUCAAAAUUUCCCAAAUUCCCAAGCUUAAUAUUCCCAUGGAAAGUUUCCUGAAAGUUUUCUCGAUAUUGACUGAAAAGUUCCUCCCCCUUGCAACCCUACAUGUAUUUACUGCAUUAUGUAUGAUAUCCUGUACAUAUCUUCUGCUGCUGAUCGCUGUGAUGCGUCGCUCAUGUGAUCUCUCACUUACAGCAAGAAAAACAAGUCUGCAGCACACGUCAAGUGGAAUGUUAAGCAAAGCAGUAACACAGGGCAGGUUUGUGUGUGUGUGGCAGGCUGAAUGCUAAACACCCACACAGUCACAGUACAGCACUGAUCACGUUGGAAAAGGUUCACUACUAGCAGGUGCAGAUAUCAGCCCCUUUAUUUUUUUUUGGUAGACAGUUGGAAACAUGCAAUCACAGUGUCAGCUUAGCUUCAAUUCAAGUGACAGGAAGACACGUCGCUUUGUUUCAGAAUCGAUUGUGAUCACAAAUGGCACAAACGAGCAGGACACAACUGUUAUUCAGCUGCGAGAAGCUCAAUGCAACGUGGAGAGGUGGAUUUUUCUCAAAGAAAUGUUGCAAAUUAAGUAGAAUAUUUUUCAAACUUGGAGAGCACAUCCCUGAGCCGUGCCGCCGCCAUACCUCGUCCAAGGCCAGUGCCAUAUUGUACCAUGUUAAAAAAGGUUAAUGGCUCCUCCAUUGGAUUCUCAAGGUAAUCUGUUUGAGUUAGUUUUUCUGUAACCCUGCUGACAUACAGACAGAGAGCAAUGAAAACACCACAACCUUGGUGGGUGCAACCACAUUGCCGAAGAAAGAGGACUUGUAGUUUUGAAUGCAUUUCAAUUAACGUUCUACAGUGUGAAUGGCGAUGCUGGUAUGUCACAGCUUUGUGAGCGUAACAAUGAGAAAGGUGAGAAUGAGAAAUCAUUCAGGAGGCGGACAAAACAAAAAAUUAAAAGUACAGCGCACAACUCCACCAAGGCCCAACAGUGACCUUAAAUUCAACCAAGCUGCGCCACACUCACAGGUAAAUAUCCUUGAUUUUGGGAAAUCGUUGAAAAUGUCAAAGAGACUUUUGUCACAAUGUUAAAAUGAGGUGAAAACAAAGUCCUGAAUGCGCCCCUUUGUCUGGACCGCCACCAAAUUUGAAUGGUUCUUUCUUAGCUCUUGUCUCACCCUGCCACAAAGUUUUUUAGAACUCCAUUAAGUAAUCCUGCUCACAUACAAACAAACCACGGACUGUGGCGAAAACAAAAACACAACCUUUAAAUUCAUGCUCCCCGGGUUUGUCCCCAUAUGAUCUCUUGCUGUCCUGUCAGUCUCUAAACCAGACCAUUUAUUUUUUACUCUACUUGGUAUCUCCACUGACACAACUGCUAUCCUUCUGUCCAUGUAUAUGUAAGUGAGCAUACAGGAGUUAAUGUAUUUGACCUUUCUGCAGAGGCGUCACAGUGAAAAGCCUCCCUGUCAGCUGUUUAUCUGUUAGUGAGAGCUGCAUCCUAUAUGAGCUUCUUCAGGGCUGAAGGUUUAUUUCUAAAUGUUUUUCUUUCCUUUCACUUUGACUUUUCUAAUAUUCGUCACUGACAAAAAGAGUUAACUGCUCAAAGAAAAUCAAAAAAAAAAAAAUCGAAUGCGCUUAAUAAAACCAAUGAAACCUGCCGAUAUGAGCUUUCUAUAUUCUUAGUCUUUUUUAUGUUUUGGACUUUUUCAUUGAACAUAGCAUGCAAUCAAGCUAAUUGUAGAACUAUAACAACUAAUGUGUGGUGUGUUCUUUAAUGAAAAUUAAAAGUUGAGUUUUGGAAAACCCCU